Fragaria vesca subsp. vesca is the source of this 1061-nucleotide messenger RNA. Its product is annotated as bidirectional sugar transporter SWEET1-like. Gene Ontology annotation, molecular function: sugar transmembrane transporter activity. Gene Ontology annotation, biological process: carbohydrate transport. Bases 101 to 832 code for a protein of 243 amino acids. The record is from RefSeq and is a predicted model, not a curated record. Lineage: Eukaryota; Viridiplantae; Streptophyta; Magnoliopsida; Rosales; Rosaceae. The transcript has 6 exons. Gene Ontology annotation, cellular component: membrane.
GUCACAACUUCCUCCUCACUCACCCACCCUAUAACCUCUCUCUCUCUCUCAGUUUCUCUCCAUUUCGCAUCUCUCUCUUUCCGCAUCAGAGCCUCCAUAUAUGGAAGACGUCGUCAAGUUCUUGUUCGGCAUCUUCGGUAAUGCCACCGCUCUCUUCCUCUUCUUGUCGCCGACGAUCACAUUCAAGAGAAUCGUCAAGAACAGAUCCACCGAGCAGUUCUCCGGCAUUCCUUACGUCAUGACUCUCCUCAACUGCCUCCUCUCCGCUUGGUACGGCUUGCCGUUUGUGUCGCCGAACAACAUUCUGGUGAGCACCAUUAACGGCACCGGCGCUGUAAUCGAGUCCGUCUACGUGUUGAUCUUCAUAGCCUUUGCUCCGAAGAAAGAGAAGGCCAAGAUUCUGGGGCUCUUCACUUUUGUGCUGGCGGUCUUCUCCAUCGUGGCUUUGGUUUCCGUUUUUGCCCUUCACGGCAACUCCAGGAAGCUCUUCUGCGGUUUCGCCGCCGCCAUCUUCUCCAUCGUCAUGUACGGCUCGCCUCUCUCCAUCAUGAGGACUGUGGUGAAAACGAAGAGUGUGGAGUUCAUGCCAUUCUUCAUGUCGCUGUUUGUGUUCUUGUGUGGCACUUCCUGGUUCGUCUAUGGGCUUCUCGGCCAUGACCCAUUUGUAGCUGUGCCAAAUGGGUUUGGGUGUGCUUUGGGGGCAUUGCAGCUCAUCUUGUACUUCUUCUACCGUGACAUCAAGAAGCAGCAGCCUAGUGCUGAAGACAGUGUGGAGCUGGGACUCGAAAAGCCUCACCAAUCGAAGCAAGCAAACGGCGUUAAUGGUGUCUAAGAUGGGCGUGGCAUCUGAAAUUGCUGCAUUUCUCACUUGGUGGUGUGGCUAGUUAGUUCAUGUUUUUCUUACUCAUGAUUUGAGUGAGUACUAAUGGCAAUGUCAAUUUUAGAGUCUGAUGGAAUUGACCGUAUAGAAACAAAUGUGGGAUUGUUGGUAUUGCUUUUCAGUUCAAUCAUGCAUAUGUACUGCUUUCAUGAGUAACAAGGACAAAUAUUACUUUGCUGAA